Messenger RNA from Lingula anatina, 1002 nucleotides. RefSeq names its product sarcoplasmic calcium-binding protein-like. Lineage: Eukaryota; Metazoa; Brachiopoda; Lingulata; Lingulida; Lingulidae. The record is from RefSeq and is a predicted model, not a curated record. Gene Ontology annotation, molecular function: calcium ion binding.
CACAGGGGGUUACAGAUACAGCAAUGGCGGGGGUUGCGAGAAUUCUCUCCAAGUGUUUUCCAAAUGGAAUAAUAUAUCGAAGUUUUACCCAGAAAGCGGUUAAUUUGAAAAGGACUCCGCAGGACUAUCCGGCUUUAACUGGAUCAGAACAUUGGCGACGCAAAAUCCGUACUUUGUUCAGAGCAAGAGAUAUAGACGGUGAUGGAUAUAUCACCAAAAAAGAUUAUGAAAUGCAUGUUCAUCGUGUCUCAAGUUAUAUGAACCUUAAUGAGAACCAAGCGAAAGAUUUAAAGAAAUGGAAAAUGUUCACUUGGGAAUUACUUUCUGGAACCACAGAAGCUUCGGCUGACUUUCGGUUGUCUGAACACGACUACGUGUCCAACAUGCUUGCUGCCUACCCUACCAUAUUAGAGCGCAUCGUGGAUAUCGCCAGUUGUGACUUCGACACCGUGGAUAUUGGCGGUGACGGCUUCAUCUCCCCACAGGAACACAAGGCGUAUUUCUACGGGUUUGGGGUCCCACUUAAGCACUCCACGGAUGUCUUCAAAGUUCUGGACACCGAUGACGAUGGCAAGAUUAGCAGAGAAGACUUUGUUCAAGGUUUUGUGGAUUUCAUUUUAAGUGAAGAUGAAAACAGUCCACAUGCUUGUUUCUUUGGACCGCUUGUAUAAUAGAAAAAAAAGAAGCAAAUACCAGUUUGUUCAAGACUGUUUUGGCUUCCUUAUGAGCUAUUACAUUUGUUUCUUUGGGCCAUUUGCAUAACAAUUUAAUCUGAUAAUCUUAUAUUGGUAACGCGGAUAUAUUUUACUUACAAUAUGAGUUCUAAUAAUCUGAUGAUGUCACACGCAGGCCCGUGGCCAGGAAUUUCAAAAGGGGGUCUUUUUUCUGGAAAAGUACCGAGUAGACCUUUGACUAUGGAACCUUCCGGUACGCAGAUAAAAUUUAACCAGAAGGGGGCCUUUUCCUGACAAAAAAGGUGGUUUGUUCGAACCCCACGAGACC